Molecule: messenger RNA, 1516 nt
Organism: Bursaphelenchus xylophilus (pine wood nematode)
Lineage: Eukaryota; Metazoa; Nematoda; Chromadorea; Rhabditida; Aphelenchoididae
Source: the annotation of a GenBank genome assembly
AUGCCACCGAAAGCGGUGAAGGUGAAUCUGAUUUAUCCGGAGAAUUAUUUUUACGAGAAAGUACUGAACGAUUGGAAGAACAACGCCAGCGAUGCUAACGGGCGGUUUGUGGUCAGCAAAGCCUUGGAGAACUUGAGGAAAUACCCUCUGCGGAUUAACGGGUACUCUGAUCUGAAAACAAUUAAAGGUAAGGAAUCAUUUUAUUCUAAUAUUUUUUUUCCAGGUGUUGGUGAAGACUUCGCAACUCGCUUGGACUCCGCUCUCAAAUUUUACAAAGAGUUAAGUAAAUCGGAUUCACUGAGUUUAAAAGAGAUUAGAGCAAUAAAAAAUGGGGAUGCACUUCAGUUUUUAUGCGAAUCUACCGUAUCUCGUGGGAAGAAAACCAUUCCAUUUCUCUCAGUGGAGGCCCGGACGAAUGUCAGAUUGAUGGCCAAGUUCACUGGAGUGGGAUAUGAACUGAAGACUAAGUCUUCUGAACAGAAACCGAAGCCCUGCUGCUCCAACGUUGGGACAGGGAUAGUACAAGGAUCGAUAGAUACGGUAAGACCCUGCCGUCAUUUACAUUUCUCCUUUUCAGGAAUCAACUAUCAGCUUUUUGGCGCCAACUUCGUCAACGCUUCGAAUCUCCACGCCCAGGAAAGAUAUAUUUUCGGAUAUUGUAAACGAAGAACAGUCAUUGUUAGAAUUUCAUCCGAAUCACGGAAGCAAUGCUCAAGUACUACUGGUGGUAGAUAAUAGGGAAAACAGAAAUGAUGGAAGAUCUAAGGGGCUUUGUGAUCAUCUUCAGAGGAAAAAUGUCCAAUAUGAUCUCCGUCCUCUUUCAGUAGGAGACUUCCUAUGGACUUUAAGUGUGGGAUCAGGUCAUGAGAAUGAAAUGGUUUUGGAUUUUAUUGUCGAAAGGAAGACGUGGGAUGAUUUGAAGGUGCAAAAAAAUGAUUCAUGUAGCAACCUUUAUUGCCUUUUUUAGACCAGUAUUAGGCAGUCUCGGUACCACGAACAAAAACAACGUCUAAAGCAGUCAGGAGUUAAAAAUAUAAUUUUAUUGGUGGAGGGACCGAACAGUCGUGUCGACCCUUCGUUGGAACAAGCAAUUGUCUCUACUUGCAUUCAGGAUGGCUUCAUGGUUCAGAGAGUUCAGAACCUAGCUGAAACCGCACAUUUCCUGCGUGACCUGACCAACUACUUGACUAAACGUAUAAACAGUGAAUCGGUAAGGAAACUGAAAGAUUAAAACUUUUUCUAGGUUUCUGGCCAGUCGUUCUCUACUUUCCAAGACGAAAGCAAAAAGACGAAGGAGGUCACCGUUUCCGAUUGUUUCUUGAAACAAUUAACCGUGUGUCCGAGAGUCAGCACCAACAAGGCAAAAGAAAUUGUCGCCCGAUUUCCUUCACUUAGAGCUUUAAGAUCUCUAUAUAGUCGAGGAUUUUCACAAGUUUCCCAUGAGGAUAAGCUUCAAAAUGCUAUGCCUACGAUCCCAGCCAGUGUCAGCAGACAGGUGUCGCUUUUUUUCUCAUAA